AUGAAUAAGAAGCAGUGGCUAGGUGGUAUUCCGCUGAUAAUCGGGAUCUUUAACAAACCAAACCUGCGAAGUGGGGAGAAGGGGCGCAAUCGCGGCAAUGGAAGACGUGGCGGUAGUGUCAUCAGAAGGAGGAGGAGGAGGAGGAGGAGGAGGAGGAGGAGGGCGAUUUUGGUGGGAGUUACCUCGCCGCGGUCGGCGGUAGAGAAUUGGGUUGGGAGGAGUAGCCGGGCAAACAGUCUCCCCCCCCUCCAGUUUUUGGAGAGCUUGCAUGCAGUAAUAAAAUGCUGUGCUGAAGACAACCGCAAUGGCCGAGCCUGA
Messenger RNA from Morchella importuna, 318 nucleotides. RefSeq lists its product as uncharacterized. The record is from RefSeq and is a predicted model, not a curated record. The coding region runs from base 1 to 318 and encodes 105 amino acids. The transcript has 3 exons. Lineage: Eukaryota; Fungi; Ascomycota; Pezizomycetes; Pezizales; Morchellaceae.